Molecule: messenger RNA, 609 nt
Organism: Helobdella robusta
Lineage: Eukaryota; Metazoa; Annelida; Clitellata; Rhynchobdellida; Glossiphoniidae
Exons: 4
Coding region: 1-609 (202 amino acids)
Biological process (GO): regulation of transcription by RNA polymerase II
Cellular component (GO): nucleus
Molecular function (GO): DNA-binding transcription factor activity, RNA polymerase II-specific; sequence-specific DNA binding
Source: RefSeq, a predicted model, not a curated record
AUGGUCAAAGAAAUCAUUGGAGUGACAUUAUUAAUGACAUCUGUACCACCAAUGAGAUUAAUGAUGAUGAGCAUUUUUCAAUAUGCUGACAAACCUAAAUUAGCCAAUCAUAUAAAACUGAAGCACAAUAUCAACGUCAGCAACGACACAGCAACAAACACCAACAACAAAAAUGACGUCACCAACAGUAGGAAUUACGUCAACGACGACGACAACAACAACAUUAUUGGUUCAAGCAUUGAUGAUGUUUCUGGUAUCACUAACACAGCAAACUACUACACUGCUGGCAGUUCAAACAACAACAUAAACAACAACGUCAUUAGAGAUUUGGCAGCUAAUAAAUUUUCAGGAAAAACCAUGCCAUCAAUGACGCCAUCAACCACAGUGACCAACAACAUCAGCAACAACAUCAGCAACAACAUCAACCAGUUUAUUCAAAAACCAAAGAUCAGUCAAACCGUUAAAAAAAUUAACACCAUCAACCUCACUAAUAUCAAAAUCAAAAAGAACAACAGGAGGGUGACAUUCAAAGGGGUCACGGUAUUUUACUUCCAACGCAAACAGGGUUUCACCUGUGUUCCCAGCCAGGGCGGUUCCACAUUGGGUUAG